AUGUUGCAUCCCAAUGCUAGUAUAAAUCAAUUGAAUAAUACUAACAACAACAAUAUUGCCAUAGAAGAGGAUUCAAUCUCUAUUGCUAGUACUUCACGUCGUGGGUCAACCGUUGCUAGAAACCAGACGACUCCAACAAGUUAUCUGAAUAUUCCCUCAGUUCAUGGACAACAUACCUCUAGCUCAUCAAAUGUAUCCUUCUCGUCCCAACAUUCCAAAUAUUCAACAACAGAUAUUACUGGCUCUGAGAUUUCGAUUGGAAUCAAGCUCAGAAAUCAACUUAUGGAUUUUAUAUUCUUCAUGCAAGAGGCACAAUUAAGAGAAGGUCUAUAUUCCUAUUUGAUUAGUUUACUAUUUCAUACUUAUGUAUUUUGGAUUGGUAUAUUCUUGCCAAAUCUUGGAAUGGAAAUGAAAUACGGAGAGUGGGGAACAUGGGUUUUUUCUGUAUUGAACUAUCCUUUGACUUUAUCAUUCGAAAGGUUACCUUAUAUAGGUUCGUUGGCUCUAGCGUUUGUGGUUAUAGCUGUAGAGCUGUUAUUUAUUGUUUACUUGGUUUGGAGUGUGUAUGCUUACAAAACAACUUCUCAAUAUUUGAAAUGGACAAAGAAAGGUUUGGCCCUUGGUUCGAAACUUUUUCUACUCGUUUCUCUUCCAGCUGUUUACCUAUUGACAACACCACUUGAUUGUAAUCUUGGUUCUGUCUCAGUUCUCAACCGUUUUUUACAAUAUUCAAACCAGAACAUUGAAUGUUAUUCAACUAUUAAUAUUGCCUUCAUGGCCAUCAUGAUUAUUGGAAUAAUCAUUCAAAUGAUAUUAUCAUGUUUUUCUCUAUUAAUUGUGACGAAUUGUCAUCCCCAACACUUUUCUCCAUUCACUUCUGAUCAUCCAAUUUUCCUUAUUGGAACAAUGAUUUGUACUCAAUUCCAAAUUCUUUCACAUUAUGUGAUUCCUCCUCAGUAUGCAUUUAUCAGAUCGAUUGUGCAUUUGAUAGUUUCGAUUGGUUUAAUGAUUGGUUUUUCGAAAAACGUUCCAUAUUUUAAGAGAUUUGAGAAUUCCAUUAUGGUUGGAGUGUUAUCUGCAAGGAUCUUCUCAAGUUUUGGUUCUCUAAUUAGUGGCGUUGUAAAUAAUCCAAAUCUUUCGGCAAUUUACAAGUCAGUUGAUAAUGUGCUGGGAAUUGGUCUAGCUGGAAUGACUUUGGCAAUGAUUAUCAUCUCUUUUUUUGUUGGAAUGAUGGUAAUGGAGGCGAUUACAAGAAUUUUGAUUAGAAGUGUUCGAUUUAUUGUAAUUGAAGGUAUUAGAAAUGAAUCUAAUAAUGGUUUCCCUGAUUUACUGGAAAAGGCAAUCGAGAAGGAUUCCAUUAAUAUUUACCAAUACUUUCUAGAAUCCAAAAAGUUGAAUUAUCUGAAACUUUUUUUGAAAUUCUCCAUUAAGGAAAAGAUUCCAACAGAUGAAGAAGAUCCAACUCUUUCCAGCAAUCCAAAUAUGUUGAGCAAUCUGAAAAUGUCUCUUUCUCUUGUUAGAGGUAUAUCAUCACUCAACUCACAACUCGAUAAUGAUAUUCUUCUCUUAUCAAGUUCUAUAGCAUCAAAUUGUCUCGUAAAUGAUGUCAAUGCCACAACAUUUUCCAAAGGAAUUUUAAGGAGAGCCAUAAAAAAGAGACCAAAUACAUGGUAUAGAUUCCUCAUCUAUUUGAAACAGAAGGAAGUUGACAUUAUAGUUCAUCAAAUUAAUCCAAAUGCCAAAAAUACUGAAGAAAUGAGUGAAGUAAUGUUCAUUCUCGAAAGGAGACAAAAUGAAUUGAAAGCCCUUCACAGAAUGUUCUGGAAGGAAAUGCUCCAGGAAUGUGUCUUGAGGGAUAAGAUUGAAUCAAUCAUUGUAAGAAUGGGAAUUAUUUCCAAUGAAUGUGAAACCAAGUUUUUGAACAUGUUGGCAAUUUAUAAGAAUGACAAGAAUUUAUUACGAAAUUUUGCCAAAUACAUUGAAGAAUUCAAGUUUAAUAAGGAUGCUGCUCAAGAGCUGUAUGCUGAAGCAUCAAGUUUGGAAGAGGAAGAAACCAAAAGAAAUGCUCAAUUAAGAAAGAAGAGGAAUCAAAAGUCCAAGUUUAAAAACAGAAUAGUUCCAACACAAGAAGGCCCAAAUAUUGGUAUCCAUCUCCAGGAACACGACAUUAGAAGUGAGAGCAGUUCAUUCUAUGGCGAUCAGAAAGAGGCAGAAACCAAUCCAGAAUUCAAUGGAAUUGAGAAUAAUCCAGAAUUUAGAAAGGAAAACGUAUUCAGAACUUCACUGAGCCUUCCACACAGACACACUCUCCAAGUUUUCCUCUUCUCUCUAUUUGUCUUAUUUUCCAUCUUGUUUUUGAGUGUUAGUUUGGCUUUGAGUGUUUCAUUCUCAUCCUAUAUUUCAGGCACUGUUAAAAUAGUGGAAACAGCUUGUGCUCCAGUUGGCGCCUCUGUUCAGAUCAUGUCUAGUAUGAGAGCUUUUCAACCAAUCACAUAUUUGUACAAUCACUCAAUGGUUGAAUGGAUGAAUGUCAUGUCCAAGUAUGGAUAUACUUCUUUGGAACAUUAUCAUGAAGAAAUGUUAGAACACAUUAAUACUUACAGGGACAUUUUGAAAUCAGUGCGAGAAUUGGUUCAUGACGGAAAAUUCACACAGGAAAUGUACUCUGAAUAUCAUGAAAUUUAUUACACUUUCAAUUUACCAACUUCAUGGCCAGCAACAGAAAUCGAUAAGGUUUAUAACAUUUCGACCACUACUAAUACCACUAUUGCAGAUAUUACAAAUUUAUUCUAUACACACUCUGAAACUAUUUCUAAAUUUGGACUAGCAGACCUAGAGAGUUUUCUGUCAAGUUAUCCCUUUAUGUUAUUGUACUUUAAUUCCGAGAGAAUGGUUACUGCCUAUUCUGAUUUUUGUGUGAAUUUUGUUUCCAGUUCAAAGGAUGAAACUCAACUAAUUACUAAUACUUUUAUCAUUUACUUUUCCAUCAUUGUGACAGUCUACUUCCUCUAUACAUCUCUUUAUGUAUUCUACUCUAAGUUAGAUCUAUCUGUUAUAACAAAGAUAGUUCUUCUCAUUGAGAAGAAUGUUUCAAAAAAUGAUGCAGGAAGAUUAUUCCAUGAAUUGAGUAAGGUAGUCAAUGAUGAUACAUCAACUCAUCCAGUCAAGAGUGUUUGGAAAUAUCCAAGGAGUGUUGUAGUUGUAUUGGCUCUUAUUCUCUCUCUAAUUGUUUCAGUUUGUUGUGGGCUAUUCUUAUUGGAAACUUUACAAAAUGUGAAUCAAUGUUACGGAUCCUAUGUUAUUAUGAAAGAAUCAUUCCAAACUUUUGAAGAUAUUCAAUAUUUGAGUAAUUUUAUCACUGAGAAGUAUAUUAUAUCUGGAUUUCGCUCCAACAAUGAUGCUUUCUUCAGAGUUUCUAAUUUAUACAAUUUUACAUCCAAUCCAAAGCAUUAUGUUACUGAAAAAUCAAGUGACUUGAAAAACCAUUGGAAUUUAUGUAUUUAUGGAACAUCCAUUGGAGAGAAUCCAGAAAAUACCAUACUUGGAAAAUUUGAUGAUGUAAAUUUACUCGUGGCAGGUCAGGAAAAUUGUACAUUGACUGACAUGUUUAAAGAAGAUGGUAAUCAUUCGUGCGUUAUGGGAAUUGAUGAUAUGAUUACAAAUUUCGUCACAAUUUCCAAUGAAAUAAUGGAGCUAAUGGAUGAAAACGGAAAAAUUAAUAACUUGAAGCUGUUCGAAACGUUUGUUAAACAUUUCCAUCUUUCCAGAGCCAUUUCAGAUCAAUUGAUUGAUUUUUCUACUGUUUUUUCAAAAGAUGCUGCCAUAACUGAUGAAGAACUUGUCUACGCAUUCAGUUUCGUUGGAUUUAUUGCAAUUAUCUCCAUUUCACUUGCCAUUCGUUGGUCCUUACAUCAACAUGCCAACUCUGUCCAACAACUUCGUCUUCUUUUUAACUAUUUAUCAAUUGAGUUAAUGGAUUCUAAUGAAAAUAUCAAGAAUUACAUUGUACAUCACCAUAUUCCAAAUACAUUGUCUUCCCUCCUCAAAAAGAAGUCAAAUUUAGGGGAAGGUGACUCAAAAGUUCGAAGCAUUUUGAAUGCAUCUGUAGAUGGAGCAGUGAUGUGCAGUGGAGAGAAGGUUGAUAUUGAAAUAUUCAAUCCAGCAGCUCAAAAGAUAUUUGGAUACAAUCAAACAGAAACGAUUGGAAGAUCAUUGUAUCAAUUAUUUGAAAAGAAUGAGCAAUCGAAAAUUAAAAACCUCAUUGAUGAAAUGUUGGUGAAUGCAGCAAGAGGUGAUUCGAAAGGAGAUUCUAUUGAAUUGGAAUGUAUCAGAAAGAAUCAAACAAGCUUCCCAUCACGUGUCAAUAUUUUUGCCACUCUUCACAAUUCUCAAAGUGUUGUAACUUGUUUCAUUAAGGAUAUUACAACAGAGAAGAAACAUAAUUCAUUAUUGACAGAAGAAAAGAAACAUUCUGAAGAAUUAUUAUUGAAUAUUUUACCAAGUGCAGUAGCAAGUAAAUUGAAAUCAGGAGAAACUUAUAUUGCAGAGAAAUUCAAUGAUGUUUCAUGUUUUUUUAGUGACAUGGUGGGAUUUACAAAAUUGAGUACUGGAAUUCAAGCAUCUGAAUUGGUUCAAAUGUUGAAUGAAAUUGUAAUUGGAUUUGAUGAUUUGACAGACAAGUAUAAUUUGGAAAAGAUUAAAACGAUUGGAGAUUCAUAUUUUUGUGUGGGUGGAUUACAUGGAUUGAAUGCACAAUCAGAUCAUCCUGAAAGAAUUUUGAGAUUUUCCAUUGAUACAUUUGAUGUUUUACAAAGAUUUAAUUCAAAAUCAGGAAAACAUCCAUCUGAACAAAUUAAUAUUCGUGUUGGUAUUAAUACUGGAAGUGUUAUUGCAGGUGUUAUUGGGAGGAAGAAAUUUGCAUAUGAUUUAUGGGGAGAUACAAUUAAUACAGCUUCAAGAAUGGAAUCUAAUUCAAUUCCAGGAAGAAUUCAAAUUUCCAGAUCAACCUACGAAAGAGUUUAUGAUUUGGGUUUCACUUUUGAAGAAAGACAUUUAAAUGUGAAAGGAAAAGGUGAAUGUAUUGCUUACAUGUUGCAUGAGAAACAUCACACUCCAGCUCUUGUUCCAUCCUUCACUGACAUGUUGAGAACAAGUUUAAACAUUUUACAAAAGAAAAAUUCUGCAAAUCUUGAAACAUUGAAUGAACCCAAAACACCAACAAGAAACAAUGAUAAUAUUACCUUGACAAUCAAUCAAGAAGCCUACCUAUCUCCAAAUAAUACUUUGGAGUAA
Messenger RNA from Naegleria gruberi, 5292 nucleotides. RefSeq lists its product as uncharacterized. NCBI's taxonomy places the organism in Eukaryota, Heterolobosea, Eutetramitea, Acrasida, Naegleriidae. The transcript has 3 exons. Bases 1 to 5292 code for a protein of 1763 amino acids. Gene Ontology annotation, biological process: intracellular signal transduction; cyclic nucleotide biosynthetic process. The record is from RefSeq and is a predicted model, not a curated record. Gene Ontology annotation, molecular function: phosphorus-oxygen lyase activity.